Molecule: messenger RNA, 4942 nt
Organism: Thunnus maccoyii (southern bluefin tuna)
Lineage: Eukaryota; Metazoa; Chordata; Actinopteri; Scombriformes; Scombridae
Gene: relch
Product: RAB11 binding and LisH domain, coiled-coil and HEAT repeat containing
Exons: 30
Coding region: 100-3663 (1187 amino acids)
Biological process (GO): intracellular cholesterol transport
Cellular component (GO): recycling endosome; trans-Golgi network
Molecular function (GO): protein binding
Source: RefSeq, a predicted model, not a curated record
UCAAAGCCACCUACCAAACCUUUGCUAGCUUAAUAUCCAUUCAGGAAGCAGCAGCAGCCUAGCUUAAGAUUGCUACAAAAAAUCUUUAUAGUGCAAAAAAUGGCGUCGGUCAACCCGUUUAAUCUAAGUGAUUCUGAAGAAGAGGCAGAACGGCGCCCAAAUGAAACAGUUGACACAGAGCGAAGCCCGAGUGACGGGGCUCCAGGGCCGCCGCCAGGCAAUCCUUUCUCCCCGCCCGCGGACGCCGAGCCUCCGACGCUGCUGCUGUCUAGCAACCGGACAAGCCCCAGUGGCGAGGGCAUCUCGGUGUCGGCCGCGGCCACCUCAGCUAUGGCAGGCAGCGCCGAUAUACGGGUAUCAGUGGAUGUCAUUGCUGCUCAGCUAUUACGGGACCAGUACGUCCUCACGGCCCUGGAGUUUCACACCGAGCUGUUGGAAGCAGGCAGAGAGCUUCCGAGGCUGAGGGAUUAUUUCUCCAACCCGGGCAACUUCGAGCGACAGAGCGGCACUCCACCCGCAAAAGACCAGGUACUCGGACCUGGCGGACCGCUGAAUCGCGCAGGCAGCAUCAGCACCUUGGACUCUCUGGACUUUGCCCGUUACUCAGAUGACGGCAACCGAGAGUCAGACGAGCGGGUGGCAGUGCUGGAGUUUGAGCUACGGAAAGCAAAGGAGACCAUUCAGGCUCUGCGCGCCAACUUGACUCAGGCAGCAGAGAGCGAAGUGCCCUCUCAGGAGAGAAAGAACUUCAAGUCAAGUCCCGAAAUUCAGGAGCCUGUACGCCCACUGGAGAAAAGAGCCUUAAACUUCCUUGUGAAUGAAUAUUUAUUAAAAAACGAAUACAAACUCUCAUCCAUCACCUUCUCUGAUGAAAAUGAUGAUCAGGACUUUGAGUUGUGGGAUGAUGUGGGCCUCAACAUCCCCAAACCCCCCGACCUACUGCAGCUUUACAGGAACUGUGGCACUCCCCUCCCUUCACCUCGGGACACAGCUGAUGUGGCAGUGGGGGUGGAUUUGGGUGAUCUUCCAGGAAACUGCAUUUCCCAAGAUCUCCCAAAGAAGCCUGACCUUUCACAACAGCAACAGACAGAAGUCGUCCAAGAGUUGGAGUACCAGAUCAGUCUCCUCAACAAUGAGAAGCAGAGCCUAGCUGAGCAGAUCAAGAAACUGCAGAGUGAGAUUCAGACACUGAAGCGGACUGUCUCCUCCUCACCUCCGGCCACUCUGGAUCUGGGCUCCCAGAAUACAUCCAACCCCUCCUGCUCUUCCACCAUCCCCCCCUCCACUGAUCCUCUCUCUGGGCCCCCUACAGAUAACGGCCAGUAUCUGGACAUCCGGGGUGUUUCAGAGCCUGAAACUGACCCAAACCCUCCCUCCACUCAGAACACAUCACAGACCCACCCACAGUCCCACAGCAAGCUUAAGAGUCGGCCCCCCGUCCAGUUUGACCAACCAAACAGGAAGUUAUCCCCAGCCUUCCAGCAAGCCCUGCUGUCCUUCUGCAGAAUGUGCUCUGAUAGCCGCCUGGGAGCAGAGGUGUCUCGUAUAGCAGACAGCGAGGAGAGCGUGAUGUUAAUGCUGGGCCGCUGCCUCCCUCACAUCGUCCCCAAUGUCCUCCUCGCUAAACGAGAGGAGUUGAUUCCUCUCAUCCUGUGUACUGCCUGCCUUCACCCAGAGCCUAAAGAGAGAGACCAGCUCCUCCACAUCCUCUUUAACCUAAUCAAGAGACCAGAUGAUGAGCAGAGACAAAUGAUCUUGACGGGGUGUGUUGCGUUUGCGAGGCAUGUGGGUCCCACACGUGUCGAGGCUGAACUACUUCCUCAGUGCUGGGAACAGAUUAACCACAAAUAUCCAGAGAGGAGAUUGUUGGUGGCGGAAUCCUGUGGAGCCUUAGCACCAUACCUGCCUAAGGAGAUUCGUAGCUCCCUGGUUUUGUCCAUGUUGCAGCAGAUGCUAGCUGAGGAUAAGGCUGACAUGGUCAGAGAGGCUGUGGUCAAGAGUCUGGGUAUUAUUAUGGGUUACAUAGAUGACCCUGACAAAUACUCCCAGGGUUUUGAGCUGAUGCUGUUGUCACUUGGGGACCCAUCAGAGCGGGUGGUCAGCGCAGUCCAUCAGGUCUUCAUCCCUGCCUUUGCUGCCUGGACCACAGAGUUGGGCACCCUGCACACUGCACUAAUCCCUUCUCUUUUGGCACGCAUAGAGAAGCUACUUCUGCAAGGAGAACAUGGUCUGGAUGAACACAAGCUUCACGUGUUCCUGUCAGCCCUGCAGUCUCUCAUCCCUCCUCUAUUUGCUGUGGUGCUGCAGAACGCACCCUUCACCAGCAGAGCCAAACUCCAUGGAGACAUACCGGCAAUAGAAGUGACCCGGUUCCCCAGGCCAGCUUCUCCCCUCCAGGAUGUGGCGACCAUCAUAGGCAGCAGGGAGAUGCUGAGUGCCCUCCUGCUACUCUACGACCACCAGCUAGAGCAUGAAGGAACCACCGGCUGGGACAGCCUGUUAUGGGUUGUCAACCAACUGCUUCCGCAGCUCAUAGAGAUCGUAGGUCGCAUCAACGUGACAUCAUCAACCUGCGUCCAUGAGUUCUCUCGCUUCUUCUGGAGGUUCUGUCGCACCUUCGGCAAGAUCUUCACCAACACUAAGGUUAAACCACAGUUCCAAGAGAUUCUCAGACUAUCUGAAGAGAAUGUUGAUGCCUCAGCAGGGAACGGUAUUCUCACCAAAGCCACAGUCCCCAUCUAUGCGACUGGAGUGCUGACAUGUUAUAACCAGGAGGAGGAUCGAAAGUUGUUAGUGGGUUUCCUGGAGGAUGUUAUGACAACGCUGUCCCUGUCUCAUGCACCUUUGGACAGCCUAAAGGCCUCCUUUGUGGAGCUCGGUGCCAACCCAGUGUACCACGAAUUGUUGCUGACUGUUCUGUGGUACGGUGUAGUUCAUACCUCUGCGCUGGUGCGGUGUACUGCAGCAAGGAUGUUUGAGUUGGUUCUCCGAGGCAUGAGUGAAGCAUUAGUAGAUCGCCGGGCGGCUCCGGCCCUUAUAACUCUGUGCAGUGGGCCUGAAUUCUCUGUGAGGAUAUCCACUAUUCCUGCCUUCGGUACCAUCAUGGAGACUGUCACACAAAAAGAGCUGCUGGAGCGUGUCAAAAUGCAGCUGGCAUCCUUCCUGGAAGACCCUCAGUAUCAAGAUCAGCACUCUUUACACAUGGAGAUCAUCAGGACGUUUGGAAGGGUCGGACCCAAUGCAGAGCCCCGCUUUAGAGAUGAGUUCGUGCUGCCACAUCUUCACAAGCUGGCUCUGGCUAACAACAGCCAGGCGACGGAGAGUAAGAGGAUUGAUAUCGCCACCCAGCUGUUCGAGGCCUACAGCGCCCUCUCCUGCUGCUUCAUUUCCGAGGAGGUGAUGGUCAACCACUUCCUACCUGGCCUCAGGUGUCUCCGGGCCGACAUGGAGCAACUCUCACCGGAGCAUGAGGUGAUUCUGAGUUCUAUGAUCAAAGAGUGCGAGAUCAAGGUGGAAAACAGAGGAAUCGCAGAUGCACAAGGAUCCAUGUCCAUUGCAUCCAGUUUGGUGGGUGAGGAUGCCAAGACCAAGUUCCUGAGCAAGAUGGGUCAGCUAACCACCUCGGGCGCCAUGCUGGCCAACGUCUUCCAGAGAAAGAAGUGAUGCUGCAACACACUGACUCGAUCGACCGCUGUACAUCUACAGUAACUGACGACCCCGCGCCGUCUUUGGGAGCAUUUCAUUUUUACUGGAAAAAGCAUUGAUUCAGCUUAACAUAGAUGAAAAUCGAGUGUAUUGUUUAUUCAUGUUAAAGAGAUGAAGGUUUGCUGACAGUUUUGUCAUGACUUGAUAUCAAACAUCCAAUACAGCGGGACCACCUGCUAUUUAAAGAGCAGCAAUGUUUUUUGCAGUGAAAGCUGAGGUUUUCCACUCUGCUCAUACCCUCUCCUUAAUUCUUAAUCGUGACGAAAGCCUCGUCGAGGACUAGGGAUUUGCUUUUAUGAAUCAGUGUCGUUAACGUUUCAUUUCAGAAAGAGGAGAGAGAGCAAGAGGAAGAAACCGAACAGUAUUGAGAUUCACCCAAAGUGAUUUAAAAGGGACGCGUUUCCUGGACAUUUCUGGACUUCAAAGUUUCACCGAAUUUCAUUUAAUUUUAAGUGCAAAACACGUUUGAGAGAAGAGCUUCACUCGUGUCUUGGAAAGAAAACUCUGAGCACGGCCUGCUGGAUUUCAUUUAGGAUUUUUAAUGGGCGUCAUUUUGGAGCAAAGGGUUCUAGGAAAGUUUGCAUUAACUUGCAUGUCUGAGUGAAAUUAUACUGAAGGUUUGAACCACAAAACAGCUCUCAGAAUGCCUCUGUACAGUGUGUCUGUAUGGCUCAGAAGUAUCGCCUACUUGAAGCUAUAAAAAAAAAAAAAUGUCUUGCCUUUAUUUCUUCAAGGUCUGUCUGGUUUCUGUUUUGAUAGCUUCUAUUUUAUAACUUAUUUAUGUCUUAAUGAAGAAGAAACAUACUUUAUUCCAACUUCCAAAGAAAUUUGCACUUCACUUUACUAUUUGUUUGUUUUUGUUUUAAUUCAGUCUUAUACACAUUGAACAUUAUCACUACUGUUUAUGAAUUUCUUUUUUGUUUAUUCAUUUUGGCAAUGUGAAGUUGAAGAGAACACUGAUCAUAAUUAUUCCCUCUCUUGUCCGUUGCAUCUUGUCUCUCUGUGUUGCAGUGUCUCUGAUAAUUGUACUGUUUUUUUAAUUUCUAAAGUGGGUAUUUGGUUCUCGUUUUGUUUUUUUUGUUUUUUUUGGAUAUGCUCUAAGACAAACAGUAAAUAACUGUAUCAUACACUGAACUGAAGAGGAUGGUACUCAUUAUGUAUAUUUGAAUUUGGUGUCAUGGUGUAAUAAAAGAUGGAGAUCAGUUGUGUAAUUAAAUGUACUUCUCUGGACGCCUCA